AUGAAAGACGAUUACUGGAACACAAUACUCACUUCCUCUCGUAUUACAAGCGAAUCUUUAUCGGGGUUACACGGCGAUAGCACGGGGUACUUCAAUGUAAUAAAGAAGAUAAACAAAGACCUUAAUGCAUUUGUGUUUUAUAACGAAAACAUACAAACCAGGAAAGUAGAUGCCGUGCAUGGAGAUGCUACUCAUGCUGCAAGUAGUACUCAUUCGAUUCCUUGUGCUAUAAAGUCCAAUAUAGCUAUGAAGGGAAUGCCACUACAUUGCGCCUCCAAUCUCCUGAAAGAUUUUACAAGCCCUGUUCAUGCCAGUGCUAUAGCUCAACUGCUUGAUGCAGGAUUUAGUAUUGUAGGGUUAACAAAUAUGGACGAGUUUGGCAUGGGUUCUUCCACGACUCAUAGUAUUUUCGGGCGUACGGCAAAUCCCUGGGAUAUAGGAAGGAGCCCUGGAGGCUCGAGCGGAGGAUCUGCUGCUGCUGUUGCUGCUGGUAUGGUGCCUUUUGCAUUGGGGAGUGACACUGGAGGCUCAGUACGACAACCAGCUAUGUUCUGUGGAGUAUGGGGGCUUAAACCUAGCUAUGGUGCUGUAUCGCGCUAUGGUCUCGUGGCGUAUUCGUCUUCCUUAGAUGUAAUAGGCAUUAUUGCAGAGCAACCCUCCUGGCUACGAAAGAUUUUCUCGAUAAUAAAAGUAAAGGGAAGAGACCCUAAAGACACAAGCUCUUUUUAUCCUCAAAAAACACCUUCAGAACAGGUAAAAAAGGUAGCAGUAUAUAUUCCAAGAAGAAACAUUGCAGAAGAAAUACGUAACGGCAUGCUUCUUGCGGUGCAACAGUAUAGAAAUAUUGGUUAUGAGGUUACAGAGAUUGACCUCCCUAUUUUUGAUUACGCUGCUGCUGUGUAUCUAAACAUAAGCACAGCAGAGGCAAGCUCAAACCUCGCUCGCUUCGAUGGUAUCCGCUACGGCACACGCGAUGCCACCGCACAGAGCAGCGCAGACCUUGUGCGUAGAUCAAGAAAUGCUGGUUUUGGCUCCGAGGUAAAGCUGCGAGUGCUUACAGGUGCUUAUAUUUUACAAUCAGGUUUUCAAGAUCAGUACUAUACAAAGGCACGUGCAUUACAAAAGCACAUACAAAAGACAUUGCUCUCCUUAUUUAAGCACUAUGAUUUACUCAUACUUCCUGUGUUCCCUACCCAAUCUUUUCGUUUUGAUGAUACACAAUUAAGCGAUUUCGCCCAAAAACUAGGCGAUACAUUUUCUGUAGUAGCGAAUUUAGCAGGACUGCCCGCGGCCUCCUUUCCCGUUGCGUGGUACAAUGGUCUUCCUAUGGGGGCACAGGUAGUAGGACCAUUGUAUACUGAGGAUAGAAUUUGUCUUUUUCUAGAAAAUACAGCUCAUUUGUUUGAGCACCGCUAUUCUCCAUAUGCGAAGAAAUUUUUUGAACAUAGCUCUCGCGAUUUACAAGACCGCGAAGCUAUGAUGAAGGAUUUGUAG
Ylistrum balloti is the source of this 1494-nucleotide messenger RNA. RefSeq names its product glutamyl-tRNA(Gln) amidotransferase subunit A-like. The transcript has a single exon. NCBI's taxonomy places the organism in Eukaryota, Metazoa, Mollusca, Bivalvia, Pectinida, Pectinidae. Bases 1 to 1494 code for a protein of 497 amino acids. The record is from RefSeq and is a predicted model, not a curated record. Gene Ontology annotation, molecular function: catalytic activity.